AGCCGUAUAAAGGCAGAGCGAGGCGGCGACCACCUGGUGCAGACGCCACAGAGGUGAGUCCUUCACACUAUCAACCACCAGCUGCUGAGCCCGAUCAUCGACACAAACAUUUGAUCUCCUGCAGGAUGAUGGCCGAGCAGAGCAGCGUGAGAGUGAAGCUCCCUCUGACCUUGAUUUUCUUUCUCUCCUCCAUGUGGCCCUUGGCUCCUGCAGUGGCCUUCCAGCUGCCGAAGUGUCAGCUCAUCAAGCAGAUGGUGUCCCUGGAGAAGGAGGGCUGUCCCAAGUGUCACACCGUGGAAACCACCAUCUGCAGCGGACACUGCAACACCAAGGAUCCCGUCAUCAAGAUGCCCUUCCUCAACGUGUACCAGCACGUGUGCACGUACCAGGAGCUGUACUACAAGACGUUUGAACUUCCGGACUGUCCUCCUGGCGUGGACCCGACCGUCUCCUACCCCGUGGCCGUCAGCUGCUACUGCGGCCGCUGUGCGCUCAACACGUCCGACUGCACCUUCGAGAGCCUGCAGCCGGACCUCUGCAUGAACGACAUCCCCUUCUACGACUGAAAGUUAAAGACACUCUGUCCAAAUGCUAAACAAAAAGAAAAUAAAGAUUUUUAAAUUUA
Molecule: messenger RNA, 625 nt
Organism: Platichthys flesus (European flounder)
Lineage: Eukaryota; Metazoa; Chordata; Actinopteri; Pleuronectiformes; Pleuronectidae
Gene: lhb
Product: luteinizing hormone subunit beta
Exons: 4
Coding region: 126-566 (146 amino acids)
Biological process (GO): ovulation; G protein-coupled receptor signaling pathway
Cellular component (GO): extracellular region; cytoplasm
Molecular function (GO): hormone activity
Source: RefSeq, a predicted model, not a curated record